Molecule: messenger RNA, 5235 nt
Organism: Hylaeus volcanicus
Lineage: Eukaryota; Metazoa; Arthropoda; Insecta; Hymenoptera; Colletidae
Gene: jv
Exons: 6
Coding region: 1530-4997 (1155 amino acids)
Source: RefSeq, a predicted model, not a curated record
UCCGUAGGAAAGCGUAGUGCAUAUUCGAGUCACUUGAGCCGUAAGUGGUACCUAGGCCAAGCGCCACGGUCACUUUCUUCUUCGUGGUCUCACGUGACACGUUGUGUGUUGCGACUCUUGAACACGAAACGAAAAAUGAGAUUCUCGUAUCGGUGCAAACAAAACACUCCUCAACGCUCCUGCGAUUACCGGAUUACUUCAGCUGUGGCGUUCCGAGACAUUUUUUGGGGGCCCGGUUUACCAAGCUUCUUUCAGAAUUUUCUAUUAAAUUUUCAUCGAUUUCACGUUUCGGUUGUUGUUUUCAACAUGACUUUUUUUCCAAGCUUUAAACGCACAAGCACACAGAUGUGCUCCAAUUAAAGUUUCUUGUUUGCUAAUUAUACAUGGUUCGUUGAGAUGCUCCAAUUAACAAAACGUCGCUUAAAAUAUUCCGUGCAUGGUCCGAGUUUCGAAUACUGCAAUUGUAGCAACGAAUAUUUCUCUUUUUUGCGUGCAACAACUCGUUAGCGUGCCUUGAGCAAAACUUGAGAUUUCGAAAAAUGGCAUUUCGUAUGUAAAUGUGUAUGUAUCUGGUUGGAAGUGACAACAUUCCGAUGGUACUGGAAUUUAUUGUAUUUUAAAGAAGAUAUCAACGGCAAGACCGAUCCGGCAACUUAACAAUGCUACACAGAAGCGAAAAGCAUGAAUAUUUAAACGCACCAGUAAUGGUCACCUCUCGAUACUUUUGAUCGUUGAAUACUUCAUGUAUCCGAGGUGCAAACCUUUUCCUCGAAUGUCGCAACAGCCAGCCGUAUCGUUUUAAACAUUAAAAGUCGAACGAGCUGUUUUAGACACGCUGGACCGUGUCAUGGUCGAAUUGACGCGAGUUCGAUAAAACGACCGAUGGAUUUUUAUUUAAAAGUUAAACUCGCUUAUGGAAAAAUCAAUCGGACCGUGGCGGAUAUAAAACGAACUGGUUCUGCUUGCCGUGUACCGUCCUUGACACAUUGACGUUUCAUUAAAUCUAGCCGCUUAGAGGAACAGGUCCAUUGUGUCUGUAUCGCUUUGGUAAUUCAUCGUUUGGUCGCCAUUCUCUUCGAUACAAUCGCGACGAGGUCCUUGUUAAAUACUGGCAAAUAUAGUACACGGUCGUUGCUACUUGACCCUCGUUUUCGCAACUACGAUCAUAUCGAAAUCCUUCGAGUCUCAUCGCGGUCUUUGACAUUGAGCAUUGCGCGGACGCUCAUGACACGUCAUCCUUGGUGCACGGCAUAAUAACGUUCUCUCAUUGUCAACGUCAUUCUUUACCAAGAGACUAUUUUUUCAGACGCAAUGGAAGGAAACUGUUUUUUUUUGUUUUGUUUUGUUUUUUUACGAUAACUGUCGGUUUCCAGUGAAAUCGGAAAAAAGAAAAGCUUCCUCGGUAGGAAAAAUGAAAAAUGAAAAUUCGAUAUUUCUUCUCGACGCUUUGGUAAUUUGUGUGUUCCGAGUUAAGAGAUACGUGACGUCAGCGUACGCCUGUGGCUGAGGUGUGCUACUCCCACUACUAGAUGGACAAUCCAAGUGGAGACACGGGUGUACACGUUGUCCUGCCGAGGAAACAGGUGCACAGUGGUGAUCGGGCAGCCAGAGAAGGGGGACGUCACGAGGCCCAUUCAGCGCACGCCACGCAGGACCAUAGGAAGCUCUUGAAACGAACGAGGAGCCUCGCGGUGAUAUCGGAGGACGAAUCUCGACAAGAUCGAGAGGCCCACCACUUCAGACUAGGUCAGUCGACCUACGACCUGCCCCGAAGCCAUCAAUUGAUACCAAGGGCCAAGUUGAUCGAUCGAAAUUCAUUGAAGGACAGACUCUCCAAGAGUCAACAGCACCUUUCAGACUCCUACGAAAGAUUCAACGAAGAGAGAUCCUACCAUUCGCGUUCAGCUUGCGGCCUUGGCCCGAUCCCGUCGGGAUUCGAGCCUUUUACGGAUCCUCUGCCUCAUAUCCGGUGCAAUCGGACCGAUCCCGACCGAUUGAACAUCCUCGAUUGGCCCGAAUCACCGCGAUGUUAUCACAGCGUCCAAGAUCUCGACACCGUUAGCGGUUUGGUCGACAUCGUCGAGGACACUUGGCCCAUCGAAGGCAAUCGAAGCAUCGAUUGCAUCUACACUCAGGUGAAACGCAAGCGCAAGGAACACAGAAGUCUGGACAGCAUUCUUUUCGAAGAUGACGACGAGUUAGAAUACUUUGACGUUCUUAACUUGUUACCUUUGUCGAACGUACGGCUGGAAUUCGACGAGGACGACGCAAGAAGAGAUAACAAUCUCGCCGACAACAAUGGCGUUCGUCCGGAGGUAAACAACAAUUUAAAAUCCAUCGAGUAUCAUAAAUUGAAAUUGCAAACAGGCGACGAACGGAAAUCAUGUGCAACAAGCACGAGAAACAACGCGACCGACGAGGAGAAAUGUAAAAAAAGUACGAGCAAAGAAGGGAACGGUUCGUCGCGCCAAUACAGAAGGGAGACUUUAGAUCGAGACGACGAGCUUGGAGAAAAUUUCCAAAACGAAGAAAGCUCGACGAAUUGCUUUCGGGACGAGUCCAUCGAACGAGGAUCCGCGUCGGCGUCGGCGUCGUCGUCGUCGAGGACCGACGAAGUCGAGUACAGGCCGGGCCUCGUGUUAGCGACUCACCGCGAGAAACGCGUCGACCGACAAAUCGAACAGGCGGAAGAUUACAAAUCGAUUUGGAUUUCGGACACCGAAGAGCAAGAGGACAUGUCGCGUAGGCCGCAGGUACUCAAGGUCGUCGACAACGACGUGACCAAGAGACGGCAUCGGCGCUCCUCGAUGGAAGCCGAUCCGAUAACGAGAGAGUUUAGGAACGAUGGAAAAUUCCGCGACAACGAGAGGAAGCCAAAUGAUGGUUUCAACGUCGCGAAAUUGGACGGGAAAUCUGAAAUGGGAGCCGUCGACGGAGGUUCGAAGAAUACAGAGAAGCUCAGCCAGGAAGAGGACGAGAGGAACGCGAACGCGGAGAAUGCGAAAAAUAAUUUCGAGCGAACGAACGCCACAAAGGAGAACUCGAGAAGUAAACAGAACGAGGGCAGAUUCGAAAGGAUCGUCAAGGGAACAACGAAUAUCCUCGGAAAAGCGUGCAACGCGGUGAAGGGAAGCUUGGGCUUCGAGGCGAGAUCCGAGAGCUCGGAUCUUGGAUUAGGUUCGGAAUCCGGUAGCGACACCAGGAGAAGAUCCGUCGACGACGGUAUCGAAGACGAUCGUCAGAUUUCGACGUGCGCGGAAAAGACGUUGGCUGACAAGGCGAGCGAAAGCAACAAAGAGCACGGUACUUUGACCAGGUCCAGAAGUUGCGCGGAUUCGUUCGAGAGUCGUCGAGACGACGGCCAGGAAUUCGAUCACGUGCGAUACAAGAUAGUCAAGUCCAACAUGUUUGGCAAAAAUAUGUACAACAGUGGUCGAGGUGACGUCACGUACGAAGGUCUGAUGCAGUAUUUAAGGGAGUAUUCCUUCCAAGAAUUACUGUUGGACAACAACGUGGUCAUUAUCGAGCCUGUACGGGCCGAGACGAUAGAACGAAAGUCAGCCGUCUCGGGAAAACCGAGAUCGGAGUCAACGUGCAAGAUAGCUGGGACGAUAGAUAAGAAAGCGGACACGGAGAACGCUGAAAUAAACUGCGAAAACUCGGACAACGACAAUAUUAAAAGCCCGAAACAUUCGACCAUUAGAAAGCAUUUUUUCUACCAUCCCAUCAGGGUGAACCGCGAGCUCAUCGACGAGGAACUGCCCGACCCGGACACGGUAAGAAACGUUAGGCAAAUGUUCGAAAACAGCCUCAAGGUAAAGAAUAGCCAAUCCGUCGACCUCUUGCCAAAUUGUAAACAUCGGAAAAGCGUCAGCAUGAAGGAUUUGACGGUUAUCGACGCGGCCCGGUUUAACGAAAUAUCCGAAAAGAUUCAGGAGGGAUCCAGGUGUUCCAGCAGGGCAAAAAAUCUGACCAAGUUGUUCGAGAACAUGGAGAAGGCUACGUCCUCCAACGCGUCAUUGGCGGGGUACAAAGACGAACUCGAUAGUCCACGCUGCGAGUCGAAAACGAGGAUUCUGGCACAGACGUUCGAAGCGAGAAGCGGGCAUACGUCGCCCAGCGACUCGACUUUCUCCAAGAAUAAGGUGAAUCGUUACAAUCACAAUCACAAUCAUCAUCAUCAUCAUCAUCAUCAUCAUCAUCAUCAUUGGGAUUCGGGAAGCGUCAGUUCGGGAGUAUCUAGCGAUUACCCUGAUACCGAUCCCGGCAGCGGAGGGCAAUGCAUCUCCUCGGAGGACGAGGAGAUCGACUAUCGCGUCGACGAGGGUAACGAGACGACAGAUUCGAGUCACUAUGUAUCACAGGACGUUCUGAAGAAAAUUCGAGAGUGCGGCACCUCGGUUACCUACUACGGCGGCAAGGUGGUCAAUUCUAGCAACGGACCGCUGAUAUCGCCAGUCGUUGAAAACAAGUUCAAGUGCAUCGAAAGCUCCAACGAUUACGUAAAGUUUCGGCUCGUCAAGAGCAAUUCUUGCGAUAGCAGGCUGGAGCUGACCGGCAGACUCGUCGAGAGUCAAUCAAGGUGUCGGAAUCGAGAACAUACAUACGACUUGAGUCGAUACACAAUCGCGGAAACUCCCAGUAUCGAGAUCACCACGAUCGAGAAACAAGAGAAAGAGGAGGAGAUGGCCAAUGGGGACGAUGAGAGAAUUCACCGCACGGAAACGAAGAGAGAGCCGCCAGUGGUGAUCGGUUUGGAGCCGAAAAAGGAGGAUAACACCAAAGGGACAAAGGAUUUUACGGUUGAUUUUAAGUUGGGCACCCUCGACGAGGCAAAAUCGACUUAUCCCAGUCGAUUUAUCGGCAGCGCUUUGACCAGGUGGCAAGUCAACGAAAACAAUUGGAGGACUCCCGACGAUUUCGGCAAGAUGGAGUUUGAGGAGUUCGAGGUACUCGAGGACAGUCUUAACGCAUCGGAUAACCAGCAUUCGGAAUAAUAUAUUAUUACAUACAGGAAACUCUGAUGUAAAGAAAAACAAGUGUACAUAACCAAGUUGAACGAAUCUUUAAGUCGUCUACGGUUCUCGUUAAAUUGUUACUUGUGUUGCGCGCAUCGUCAUUUUCUGCUUACGAAAAUAAAUACACGAUAAGAAAAUCUCCUCGAAUCUAAUCCUUUCGAUACCAAGUGUUGACACAUCGAAUACAAACCUCCCUGUUACUGCGUUACAUACGCAA